Funneliformis geosporum is the source of this 1293-nucleotide messenger RNA. NCBI's taxonomy places the organism in Eukaryota, Fungi, Glomeromycota, Glomeromycetes, Glomerales, Glomeraceae. The record is from the annotation of a GenBank genome assembly.
AUGUCAUUUAAUAAAUUUAUUGAUUUUUCAGCACAUGUCGACACUUCUACUAUUAAAAAGUUUGAAGAAAAAGAUAAAGAAAUUGAACGAAAUAUCUCGGAACAAGGAGAUACUACUGUAGACAUAAAUAAUGAAUCAAGUAAUUUAUACUUAGACGAUGAUGAAACGUCUAAAAACAACAUGAAUAGCGAUUAUCGUAUUAACCACUCCAAAGAAGCUAGCGACUUAUCCUCAAAUAGUGAUACAAGAUUUCAACGUAAAAAAGCUUGUUGUUGUCUGACGAGAAUUGUAUUGAUAUGGGUCACCGUUAUUUUAUUAAUGUUCGGGUUAAUUUAUGCGAUAGUAAUCGUAGUCUGUAUUCAAAAUUGUGAUCAUUUGUCAAAGCAUAUUGAUUCAAUAGAACCAGAAAUAAUUUCAUAUGAUCCAAAUCUUUAUACCAACUUUACUAUUGAAGAUUUUAACAAUGUCAAGGAAGGCGAAAUUGUUGUGUCACAAAGCGUCGUGCCUAAUGAUAAUAAUGCUACAUUAUCCAUUCGACUUGCAACUUUAACGUAUACAAAAGCUUAUAUGAAAUCAGAAUUUCAAGAUUCCACUUUUAUAUUACAGAUCUUACGAGAAUCAUUUCCAAAUUCAAAAAAACUAGCAUGGUUGGGAUAUUUGUCAAUUCCACCGAAAUGUGUCGUGGCAAGAUUAGAAUUAACAUUACCACAAUUUACAAAGAACGCAACCACGCUAAUUAAUUCCAACAGAUUUAAAACGAAUUUUACGCAAAAUUUGGUUCCAUAUACAAGUCCGAUUCAUUUAGAAACUUCAGAUGGUGAUAUUUCAUUUGAAAACAAUUUAUUAGCGAAUCAAUUAUCAAUUGUGACUCAAGGUGGAAAUAUUAAUGGAAAUUUAAUUCAAUCAAAGCAAAAUGAUAUUAAUAUUGAAACCCAUAAUGGUAAAAUUACUAUAAAUUUGGACAUUAAAGGUGAUAAAAAUUUAGUGAAUCAAGGACAAUCUAAUGUCAAAGUUACGACUUCAAAAGGAGAUAUUAAUUUAGGCAUAAGCAUUGAAAAAGAUAUUAAAAGUCCCAAUGUUGAAAUAAAUUCGAUUCAUUCUGAUAUCUCGGUUGGAUUUAAUAAUUCAUUUAAUGGACAUUAUGAAAUAAAAUCUGCUGGCAAAAUUAAAGUAGUAAACAAUCUUGAAAUCACGAGUAAAACAAAUGGUGAAAUAGGUGAUUUUAAUAAUGAAGAAUUAAGUGGCGUUGUAAAUAUUCGAUCCAAAAAUGGUGAUGUUGACGCGAAGUUUUAG